CAUGUGAAGGUGUGAGGAUGGGACAGGGUGGUGUUGGAAGUGACCGCAGCCCUGGAGGCUGAUGAACCCGCUCCAUCGGCCAGUCAGGAUGCACAUAGCUUCAGUGGGUGUCAGCAAGUUCUGCUUCCUGUUUUCCCUCGCUUUCUGCGGCCUACUGCUUCUGCUCAUUCCUGCCCUCCAGCCUCCAGCGCACCAGGUGGACCUGCCUCAGCCCCGACCCCAAGUCAGACCUGCACAAGCAGGCCCGUCACACCACACCGGGGGUCCUGUAGUGUCUGUCCAUUCAGGGGAAAGUGAGCUGGCCAGAGGGCUCAACAGGAGCUCAGCAGGGGAUGGGGGAUCGAUCGAAACUGAAGUUGGCAGGAAUGAUAAGCACAGUCCAAAGAGCGGGGCCGACUCCAAAAGAGUGGCUCUUCCUGGAGGAAAGGGUGGUGGACUUUUAGGGUCCAGGUCUCGGGAUCAGUUAGAUUUUAAGGACAUUUUUAUUGCUGUGAAGACCACCAGGAAGUACCACAAGUCCAGACUAGAGCUGCUGAUCCAGACCUGGGUUUCCCAAGCUAAAGAACAGACCUACAUAUUCACUGACGGUGAGGACAAGGAGCUGCGGAUGAGAACAGGUAAGAAACUGUCCUGACAGAAAGGUGUGUUUUUACACUGAGUGCAGCAUUUUG
Molecule: messenger RNA, 671 nt
Organism: Larimichthys crocea (large yellow croaker)
Lineage: Eukaryota; Metazoa; Chordata; Actinopteri; Sciaenidae
Product: beta-1,3-N-acetylglucosaminyltransferase radical fringe-like
Exons: 2
Coding region: 62-634 (190 amino acids)
Cellular component (GO): membrane
Molecular function (GO): glycosyltransferase activity
Source: RefSeq, a predicted model, not a curated record